CCCGAGAGGUGGCCCCAGAACCGCAGCCCUCUUCCCUCCCCUCUUUCUCUCUCCCACUCCCCGACUCCACCUCUCUUCCCAAAACCGCAGCAGCAGCCUCUGUCCCGCUUCACUCGCUCCGCCGGCAGCCGCGGAGGCGAGCAGGGAGCUCCUCAGGGCGGGCACGGCCCGGGGUGGGAGCAGCCCCGCCGCUUCUCCGCCGCCUCCCCCCUGCCAUGGCCGGUGUGACGGCGGCCCUGCUUUGACAAUGCUGCUGGGAGCCCCUCGGGCGGGCGGCUGGGAUCGCGGGCGGGUGGGCGAGAGGCUGCAGGCUGCCCUGGCCGGUCUGCAGGAGCUCCAGGUGCUGCGGGAGAAGCAGCGGGAGCUGGUGAGGGCCGCCCUGGCCAUGCCGCAGCGACCGGCGGAAUGCGGAGGAGAGCAGCCCCAUAGCAAGGAACACCGGCUGGAAGCCACCCUCACCGCCCUCAAGGAGCAGCUGUCUCGUUUGAGGAGACAGGAUGUGGGCUUGAAAAGCCACCUGGAUCAGCUGGACCAGCGGAUAAGUGAGCUGAAACUGGAUGUCAGCAAGACCUCCAGUGAAUACCUGGACAGUGACAGCAGACCCAGCUCAGGCUUCUACGACCUGAGUGAUGGUGGCUCCUGCUCCCUCUCCAACUCUUGCACCUCUGUGUACAGUGAGUCCAUCUCCUCCUCCCACACCAGUCUCCUGCCUGGCUCCCAGCACCCUAAAGCAAGGCUCAGUGUGUUUGAUUACAGACCCAAGUCUGCAGAUGAAACCACAGUGCACACCACCAGCUUCCAGCAGCAGGGACCCUGUGUCAGCACUGGAUGUGGGAUUGCAGCUUGCACAGACCUUGCUGGGACUCCUGCCAGAGCCAGACCCAGGCCAGUUUCCACAGGUGACUUGGAAAGGCUCAUCCCAGCAGACAGUAGAUUUCAGAAAGAGCCAGACCCCAAAUCCCUGUUGCCUCAGUGCCACACCAGAGAUGUUCACUUGCUCAGCGUGGACCCCAAAUUCCAGAAUGAUUUGGUCUCCAAGAACGGGGUGGAUGUGUACCCUUACCCCAGCCCCCUUCACGCCGUGGCUUUACAGAGUCCCCUUUUCUCCCUGGUGGGGACAUCCCCAGAAGCAGAUCUCCAGGCUCAUCCCAGCAAACCCAUUCACAGUUCCACGGCUCCCAGCUUGGUUAGGACUAGGCCAAGCCCUGAGGCCAAGCCAGGGGGUUACAUCCAUAAAUUACUGCAGCUGACAAGAUGCAAAGGGACCAGUGAAUGGGUUACAACAAAGAGCCAGCCAGCCACCAUGCACCAGAGACUCAUUAUAACCCCCAGCACUGGGGGGGUGAAAAUUAACAGCAGCAAUAGCCAGCUGGAAAAACAAACCAGCUCUCUGGAAAGUCACCAAGCUGAAGGAAAGCUGCAGAGAGAGGUGCUGGAGGGGGAACGUGCCAAGCUGCAGGAGGAUGGGGAGCAGCCACCCUCUGGUCCUGCCCUGGAGCCAUCAGCUGGGAAUAGUUGUUACCCUGCCAAGUCAGCAGCCAGGGGCUCUCCUCUGGCAGAGGGAUCAGAGAGCAGCUUGGAGUGCAGCUCAUCCAGCUCACAGCUCUGCCAGGAGGACUCCAGCCCCAGCUCCUGGAAGGCUCAGGCUGUGCCAUCCAGCAAGCUGCCCCUCAAGAGGUGUAGCAGUGCCAAAGUGCCUCAUGCUGGGGGCCAUGACCCGGCGGCACGGGGGGAGUUUGUUCACGCUCAGUUUGUCCCUGCAGAAUCCCACCAAAUCCGGGUCAAGUUUGCCAGCUCCAAAACGAAGGCAGUGAAGAUAAAGAGGAGGAACAGUGAGAAGGUGCUGAGGCCCGGGAAGCAAAGCUUUUCCAUGGAGAAGGUGAGAGGGUCCCACAGGCUGCCUGCCGAGUGGAACCAGCCCCAGAGGCCACACGGAGCAAAGAGCCUGGUGCAGAGACCUUCGUAUUCUGGGGAUGUGACGGGCAGGUCCUGCUCUGAAUCCAGCCUGCUCCCCGUGCAGCUCAGGCUGCCCACUGUGCCAUCCAGGCCAGAGCUCUACAGAUCCUCUGUCACCACACUCUGCUCCCUCCAGGCACCCCGCGGGGACACGGCCACCAAGAGGAAGCAGCGCAAGUGGCAAUCCACAGGGGAGAUCUCUGCCAAGCCCCACCUGCCCACCAGCUCCAACAACAACAGCUUUGUCCUGGGAGCAGCCCGGCAGGCAGGCAGGAGGGGUGGUGUCCCUCGUGCUGGCAGCACCAGGGCUCAUCCCAAGAACCAGCACCAGGGAAGUGACACCAGGAGCGAGUCGGAGCACUCGGAGUACUCGGCAGAGUGCGCGUCCCUCUUCCACUCCACCAUCGCCGAGACCAGCGAGGGGGAGCUCAGUGACUUCACCACCAACCGCUUCGGGGACAGCGAGUCCAGUGAGAGCGAGUCAGAGGGCAGCAGCAAUGGCAGCAGCCUGGCCCUGGACUAUGAGGAGGGGGAGGAAAGUGACCUGAUCUGGCCUGAAGGUUCUGUCAGACAAUCCGGGGCUGUCCAAGCUUCUUCCAAGCCUCUUCCUCCAGUGCCCAAAAUCUGUCGCAUCAAAGCUUCCAAGGCGCUAAAGAAGAAGAUCAGGAGGUUCCAACCUGCCUCCCUGAAGGUCAUGACCAUGGUUUAAGGGUGAGCAAGCAUCUGAUCCUUACAGUGAGCCUUCCUUCGGGCUCUCCUGUGCAAAACAAGAGGAUCCAUGUGCAGAGAAAAAGACUUGGAACUGUGAAUAACCCCUGGAUCCUGUGGACACACACAUCUAUUUUCUCUUUUGCCAUUUACUCUGUAAAUAUGGAGCUGUGUAUAUUGUGUGAUGCCUUUUUCUUUUUUUUUUUUUACUAUGCAGAAAGGUCACCAUGGUGAAAAUGGAAACAACCUCUGCAAUAACAUUUUACAGGCAGGCUCUUGAUGGUUUCUUGACCAUAUGCACUUAGAGAAUCAAUCCCAAACACAAAGGCUUCCCUAGAAGGGCUUUUCCCAAUUGGAUAUUUGGUAGCAUCCCUUCCUCCUGUCUGGAAUUCUUUGCAAGUAAGCAUCCAUCUCUGCUUGGAUGGAAAAGCUCUGAGUGCUUGCCAUAGUUCUGCUUCCUUUCAGGUCAACCAUCCUAUUACCUUCUCCCAAACGUCAGGAGGACAAGUCUGUUCUUCUGUAAAAACACACUAUGCUUAACCAAGAAGACAAAUGUCUUUGUGAAUGAGGACAAGGCUUCAGCUUGUUUGCUGUUUGCAAAACUGAGAGGACAGGGGUUUUAUUUCAACCCCCUCUUUAUGACGUUCCAAGUUAUUGUUUGUUUGCUGAAUGGGGGAAAGAACCUGAGGGCUGAGUGCCCCAGCGUGUGAAUAGCUGGGACUGAGAUUAUAGCUUUGCCCCUGAAAUUGCAAACUCAAUAAAUACUAUUUAAUGUACUUCU
Molecule: messenger RNA, 3445 nt
Organism: Calypte anna (Anna's hummingbird)
Lineage: Eukaryota; Metazoa; Chordata; Aves; Apodiformes; Trochilidae
Gene: DACT2
Product: dishevelled binding antagonist of beta catenin 2
Exons: 4
Coding region: 248-2665 (805 amino acids)
Biological process (GO): negative regulation of nodal signaling pathway
Cellular component (GO): cytoplasm
Source: RefSeq, a predicted model, not a curated record